AUGGAGCAGUGCAAAAUUGAUGCCAGCAUGCUGCCCGAAUAUAUCAUAUUUGGUCUUCUCGUGAUAUCUAACCUGGGCCUAGGCCUUUACUUUGCUUUCUCAAAACGCCGCGGGAAGACCUCGUUGGAUGAAAUAUUCCUAGCCAACAGGCAAAUUAGGACGGCGCCUCUAGCACUGUCCGUGCUCGCGUCCACCAUGUCGGCAUCGGGGAUUGUCGGCUCGACGGCUCACUACUAUGCCUAUGGAUUCCACUUCAUUUGGUCCGUCGGGGCGAAGCUGCUCGUGCUCCCGAUUGCGAUGUACGUCGUAGUGCCGCUACUGUAUGGCCUCAAGAUGACGUCCAUCUUCGAGUAUCUGCGAAUGCGGUACGGAAACAAGACUGGUCUCGGUGUCUGUUGUCUGUAUAUGUUCCUAAGCCAAUCUUUAGGUGCUGCGGCCUUGUACUCAGCAUCUGUGGCAGUAUCCACAGCCUUUUCAGUUCCGAUUAUCUGGGUUACUCUGACGAUGGGCUUUGUUGGAACUUUAUACACGGCAUUGGGUGGUCUCCGUGCGGUCGUAUGGACCGAUUGCGUGCAGGCUCUGGCUAUGCUGCUGUGUCCUCUGACGGUGAUCAGCAAAGUCAUCUACGACGCCCACCAGCCAAGAUUCAGACUUCGUCCUUUCAAUGAACUGAAUUUGAAGGACUAUAUACUCAGAACCAAUUUAAGCCUUACGGAAGAUGAGAAUGUUUGGGCCUGUUUGAUUGGGCUGAUGGCGAGUGGCUUGAACCGUGAGGGGCUGGAUCAGAUGAUGGUACAGCGGUACAUGGCUGCAAGGACGCCCAUCGAGGCACGAAGGACAGCGCUUUUCGGAACAGCGUUGACUUUGAUCUACAUGGUGCUUAUGAGUCUGAUGGCACUGGCACUUCUUUACUGGUACCACGACUGCGAUCCCUUGAUGACAGGGCAUAUUUCCAAGUUAGAUCAGAUACUACCGUAUUAUGUCCACAAAGAACUAAAGAUUUUCCCAAGCUUUACGGCUCUUUUUCUAGCGGGCGUGGUGAGCUCGACACUGAGCACAAUUUCAUCCGCAAUCAACACCCAGGUUGCAGUUUGCUUUGUUGACGGAGUGAUGCCAUUCUUCAACGUAAAAGACGUUCUGGCAGUAAAACUCACAAAAUGCAUCGCCCACGAGGAGGACAACAAAAGGCGCAAAGUCAUCCUCGCCGGGGCUGCGGUCCUGCAAAGCUAG
Molecule: messenger RNA, 1230 nt
Organism: Ixodes scapularis (black-legged tick)
Lineage: Eukaryota; Metazoa; Arthropoda; Arachnida; Ixodida; Ixodidae
Product: sodium/iodide cotransporter
Exons: 11
Coding region: 1-1230 (409 amino acids)
Biological process (GO): transmembrane transport; sodium ion transport
Cellular component (GO): membrane
Molecular function (GO): symporter activity
Source: RefSeq, a predicted model, not a curated record